This is a messenger RNA of Loxodonta africana (African savanna elephant), 871 nucleotides long. It is a transcript of the gene DHRS2, whose product is annotated as dehydrogenase/reductase 2. Gene Ontology annotation, molecular function: carbonyl reductase (NADPH) activity. NCBI's taxonomy places the organism in Eukaryota, Metazoa, Chordata, Mammalia, Proboscidea, Elephantidae. The record is from RefSeq and is a predicted model, not a curated record.
AGUUCUGCAGGAAGGAGACCAGGUGCUGGCCUCCAUGCUCCAAGUGGUGGCCAGGGUCCAUGGGGCCCUGUUUCAUCCCUUUGUAGGGAUCUCUGUGAGGAGAUACAGCAGUGGGACAGACCAGCGGGGUCUUCUGGCCAAUAAAGUAGCUGUGGUCUCAGAGACCACUGAAGGAUGAGUGCCCUGAUUGAUUGGCUUUGCUGUGCCCCGGUGUCUGGCCCAGGACGGCGCCCAUGUGGUUGUCAGCAGCCAGAAGCAGCAGAAUGUGGACUGUGCGAUGGCCACCCUCUGGGGGGAGGGGCUGAGUGUGACAGGCACCGUGUGCCAUGUGGGAAAGGCAGAGGACCAGGAGCAGCUGGUGGCCACAGCCCUGGAGCACUGUGGCGGAGUUGACUUCCUGGUGUGCUAUGCAGAGGUCAACCCUCUGGUGGGGAGCACCCUGGGAGCCAGUGAGCAGGUGUGGGACAAAAUCAUAAGCUAUCAGCUUCAUCUCUCUUGUUUCUGUCUGUCUCCUCUCAGGAGUGGUGCUGUCAUUCUGGUCUCUUCCGUUUUGGCUUACAUACCACAUGUGGAGCUGGGUGCCUACAGACGUAAGACAGCCCUGCUAGGUCUCACCAGGACCUUGGCAUUGGAGCUGGCCCCAAAGGACAUCUGGGUGAACUGCCUGGUGCCAGGAAUCAUCAAGACUGACUUCAGCAAAAUACUCCACAAGGAUGAGGCUGCCUGGAAACACUUUAAGGAAGACCACCAAGUGCGGAGGAAUGGGUGGCCUGAGGACUAUGCACUGAUUGUGUCCUUCCUGUGCUCUUCAGAUGCCAGCUACAUCACUGGGGAGAGCAUCAUUGUGGCUGGCUUCUCCCCUCGGCUCUGA